Messenger RNA from Penicillium canariense, 1647 nucleotides. RefSeq names its product FAD-binding oxidoreductase. The transcript is spliced from 2 exons. Gene Ontology annotation, cellular component: mitochondrion. Gene Ontology annotation, biological process: lactate catabolic process. NCBI's taxonomy places the organism in Eukaryota, Fungi, Ascomycota, Eurotiomycetes, Eurotiales, Aspergillaceae. The coding region runs from base 1 to 1647 and encodes 548 amino acids. Gene Ontology annotation, molecular function: FAD binding; D-lactate dehydrogenase (cytochrome) activity; D-lactate dehydrogenase (NAD+) activity. The record is from RefSeq and is a predicted model, not a curated record.
AUGAUGAGAGGGGUUCUAUCAAGGACGGCCACUCGCCUUAUUUCCGCGCAGACCAGGCUUUUUCAGAGGCAAAGACAAUCGGUACCAGGGCGAGGCUUUUCGACAACUGCCUCUAGCCGCGCGAGCCUGUCGGUGGUUUAUGGCAUCGCAGGACUAGCCGUUGGUGCCUUGUGCACAUCUAUCGCAUACCAUGGCCUAUACAGUCUGGAGGAAGGCAAGCCAUGCAAGGCUACGGUGAGAUACGCCGAUGGACCCACUACGCUUAGGGCGGCAAAAGAUAUCCAAGAUGCCCUUGGAGAAGAUGCCGUCAGCAUGGAUGCGGACGAGCUAGAAACGCAUAGCUACUCCGAGGCCUCCACAUCCAAUGUUGACACUCGACCCGUCGCCAUAAUCAUGCCAUCCAGCACGGAAGAAGUGUCCAUCAUUGCUAAGAUAUGCACCAAGUACAGAGUACCGAUGAUCCCAUUCGGCGCAGGGUCCAGCGUCGAAGGCCACUUUAGCACCCCCUUCUCGGGCUUCAGCAUCGACCUGUCCCGAAUGGACAAGAUUGUCGCGAUUCACGAUGAGGACAUGGAUGUCGUGUUGCAGCCUGGUGUGAACUGGGUGAACCUCAAUGACACGCUCAGGCCAUCGGGCCUCUUCCUGCCAUUGGACCCGAGUCCCACGGCCCAUAUUGGCGGCAUGGUUGCGACCAACUGCAGCGGCACGAAUGCGAUGCGCUAUGGCACGAUGAAAGACUGGGUGGUGAAUCUCACCGUCGUGCUGGCCGAUGGGUCUGUUAUCAAAACGCGUCACAGACCGCGCAAGACAUCGGCUGGAUAUAAUUUGAAUGGCCUAUUCACAGGGUCGGAAGGGACACUCGGGAUUAUCACGGAAAUCACACUGAAGCUGGCCAUUGUGCCUUCACAUUUCGGCGUGGCGACCACCGCGUUUCCGUCGGUCGCGGAUGCAACUAGGGCCGCUACCUCCAUGAUUCGUCGUGGAGUGUCUCUUGCGGCUUUGGAGCUAAUGGAUGAUGUGCAAAUGCGAGUGGUGAAUCAAACGGGCGGUACUGGAGGGAAGAUGUGGCAAGAAAAACCGACUCUGUUCAUCAAAUUCUCCGGCUCGGAACGCGCGGUUGAAGAUAGCAUUGCGGCCGCCAAGGCGAUUGCUGCCGCACACGGUGGUUCAAGUUUCGCGGCAGCUUUGGAUGAGAAGACCAUGGACGACCUCUGGUCAGCUAGGAAGCAGGCUCUUUGGGCCAUGCUUUCCGUCCGUCCUGAAGGAACACAGAUCUGGUCCACCGACGUUGCCGUUCCGCUCUCCCAUCUGGCAGACAUUGUGGAACAAUCGAAGGCGGAUGCCUCCAAGCUCGGGUUGUUUUCCAGUGUGCUUGGCCACGUUGGCGACGGGAAUUUCCACCAGUCGGUCAUGUACAAUCCGCAUAUUCCAGAGCAAGUGGAGGGAGUAAAGAAAUGUGUGGAUACAAUGGUGUCGCGCGCGUUGGAAAUGGAGGGUACAGUCUCCGGAGAACAUGGCAUUGGGCUUGGGAAGAAGCAUUGUCUGGAGAAGGAGCUCGGCCCGGUUACGAUCGAUGUAAUGAGGAGGUUGAAGCAGAGCUUGGAUCCGCACUGGCUGCUUAACCCUGGGAAGAUUAUGGAUCUCUGA